AUGGAUGCCGACCAGAUGGAUCGGUCGGACAGUGUCGUCGUUGCCGCCCCGGCGACGGAUGGCAGUCGCGACUCGCCCAAGGACCAGAACAGCCGCAGGGCUGCCGCCUGUCUUGUGUGCCGUCGGUCCAAGAUCAAGUGCGAGAAGGGCCGCCGCCAGAACGACGACCGCUGCCAUCGCUGCGUCCAAUUGGGCGUCCAGUGCGUGCGACCGGACUUCCACGUAGGACGCCGGAAGGGCGUCAAAAACAAGCGCACAGGGUUGGAGAAGGCGUUGCAUCAGGUGGAGCAGGCUCUGCGACGGAGUGCAUCGGGCACCGAGGCGGCCAAGAUCGUCUCAGAUCUCAAGUCUCUCCUCGGCCCCGGACCGCAUGGGUCAUGGUCGCUCAUCACUAACAGCCACGACCAAACUGGAGGCGCGACCGUAGAACCACGCCGGGCCUCCAAGCAGAGCGACAUCUUGCUCCCCGACGCCUCCUCAGACGCCGGCGACAGCUCUGCCUCAGACCAAGACGCCAUGAGCGUGCCGCAGGAAUCCACCCCUUCGCAGGACCAUGUUGGCGAGGAGAGCCUUGCUGUCGACGACGCCGAGAACCCCCUCCAGCUUCUCGCCCGGGCCUCGGAUCUGCAUGUCUCGCCCAAGUCAGGGGCCGACCACGUGGCGGCCGAAGCCCUGUCUCACCCCCUGACGCGGCAGAGCAAACAGAGCGACAAGAUCUCCGAGGUCGAAAAGUUCUUCAAGCUGAGCCAGUUCAGCCUCGACACGGGCCCGGACCUGGACCCAAUCAACCUCGGCCUGCUCACGGUCGAAGAAGCAGACACGCUCUUCAACUUUUUUCAUCAAAACCUCGCCCACACCCGCUGGGGCCUCGACCCGGCCCUCUACACAGCCGCCUUCACCCGGUCCCGAUCCGCUUUCCUGUUCACCUCCAUCGCCGCCGCCGCCGCCCUCUUUGUGCCCUCCGUCGGGGCCCUGUCACGGCGCCUCUCAAAUCACUGCAAGACGCUCGUCAACCGCAUCAUUCUCGACCGCUACCGUUCCGUCGAGAUCGUCCUCGCCUUCAUGGUCAAUGUUCCCUGGAUGUUUCCCGGCAAGCACAGCACCGACGACGAAACCUGCUGGUAUGUGUCGAUGGCGACCACCAUGGCGCUGGACCUGUCGCUGCACAAGAUCUUGGUCCCGGUGGCCUCGCUACGGGAAGGUCCUGGCGGGCGAGGAGGGAGUUUUGGGGGAAUCGCCAGGGCAGAUUGCAUCGAUCCCAAGGUCGCCUUGGCCCUGGACGGGUUUGGGGAUGUGGAUCCGAAUUCCGAGUUUGGGCUGAGGUUGUUGAGGAGGCGGGAGAGGUGCUGGAUUGCCUUGUUUGUGCUGGAGCGGGGGAUGUGCCUGGCGAGAGGCCGCUGCUACACGGUGCCUGUUACCCCUAUUCUGAGGGGCUGUGAUCAGUGGCAUUUGUCGAACAUUGCGGAUACCAUGGACGGGCAUCUGGUGUCUAUGGCGGUCUUGCGGAGGGAUUUGGACGAGCUAUUCUCCUCCAUCCGGACGGUUUGCGAUGAAUCACGGGACGGCAGGGUUGACGGCGCCAUGGUUGCUCGGUCAAUCCAGAUGAUUGUGGAAAAGUUCUUCGACGAAUGGCACGCCAAAUGGGGCAUCUCCAUUGGUAGCGGGCCCCAGCAUCGACUUCCACCCUAUGUGCAAAUCCUGGUCACACACACUCGCUUGUCCAUCUACAGCACAGUCAUUAACCACCCGACGGCCCCGACCGAAGUGCGCCACUUCUUCCACGCAGCCGGGCUAUCAUCGGCGCUCAACGUCAUGCGGGUGGCCAUCCAGGGUGAAGGGCAGCUGUCCAGCAUGCCCAACAAUACUGCCAUCAUGAUAUCGUUUGCAGCUUGCUUCGCGCUGCGACUUAGUGGCCAGUUUGCGGGCAACUCAAAUCUAGCACCCAGCGUCCGGACACUGAUUGAGGAAACAGCCGAGGUCCUGGAGCGGAUUGGCUCAACCACGCAACACCGGAACGGCAUGUCGACAUUGUAUGGCAAAUAUCUUAAGUACAUCGUCAAGAAAGCGGCAGCCGCCGGUCCUGUCCCGGCCGAGACAGCUGCGAGGCCGCGUGCAGGGACACAGCCAGAGCUUCUCCCGCAACACCAUGCAGCGGCGGCAUAUGCCCGGGGGCACAACACUCGCGCUAGCUUCAGCGUGGUUGACGCGAUGCACCCUAGCCCACCUGUCUCGGGUUUUCUGGAACCGCCUCCAUGGUCUGAGCCGAUUCAGUUCUCGUCCAUGUCGGACGACCAGAUUGUCGAGGCACUCAGCAGGGUCAACAACGAAUUCGACCCCGCUCUCAGCAUGUACCCAUGGGACGAUGCCGGUGCCCUGGACUGGCUCAAUUGGUCUAAUCUACCCGACUUUGGGACGUGA
This is a messenger RNA of Parathielavia appendiculata, 2418 nucleotides long. RefSeq lists its product as uncharacterized. The transcript has 4 exons. The record is from RefSeq and is a predicted model, not a curated record. Gene Ontology annotation, molecular function: zinc ion binding; DNA-binding transcription factor activity, RNA polymerase II-specific; transcription cis-regulatory region binding. Gene Ontology annotation, cellular component: nucleus. Bases 1 to 2418 code for a protein of 805 amino acids. NCBI's taxonomy places the organism in Eukaryota, Fungi, Ascomycota, Sordariomycetes, Sordariales, Chaetomiaceae. Gene Ontology annotation, biological process: regulation of DNA-templated transcription.